GAUUAGUGACACGACACGACAAAGAUAUGUUGAUUUAAAAAUAGCGCAUGCAUAAUCUAUCAAAUUUUAGGAUUUCUGUAGCAUAUAAUGUCAUGAUUGAUUUUAAAUAACCAUGAAUGUUUUUUUUUUUUUUUCUACUUCUUUAGUUCAAUGAAGAAGUCCUGGGGAGACAUCAAGCUCAAUGUGUGUGCCGAAUAGUAAAACCAAACAACAAAUUGAUUAACUGAGGGAGGGAAAAAACAUGAUUACGAUCACAGACUCCAGCACAAAAAGCUUAUUUAUUGUCAACAUAUUUUGUCUCUCUCCACACAUCAGGUCCAUAACAUCCUGGGUAUCACCACUAGUGGGCCCAGCCGGUGCUACGCUGCUGCUGCUGCCCCCGUCAGACACACAGAGGAUGAGGCCUGCCAGUUCUGCCCCGAUUAAUCCAUCUUUUGCCCGGGGCGGUUAGCAUGGUCCGGGCCAUGGAUGCACCGAUCGCGCAUUUCGACGACGACCGGCCGAACUUGGCGGACGUGACCGCGGGUUCGGUACCGCAGCACGGCCGAGCAGGGGUCAGCCCCGCCGCGGGGGAAGCGGUGGCUCGGCUUCUCCAGGAUCAGGAUGAUCCUCCAGGGCGGGCUGACAGCGACGGUUCCCCGGAGGAAUCCGGUGUGUGCAGGUCCACGGAGGAACAGGUUAAUGGAGCGGAUGGGAAGCUAUCGGCAUGCCUCGGAAAUGUAAAACCGGAGAGGAUCGGUCCAGUGAGUGUGUUCACGAAGGAGACGCUGCUGGAGAAAGACAAGAUCUGGAACGCCCUCGCCUGUAGCUACGGCCAGGCCGUGCCGGUGGAUUGGCGGCAGUCUCGGACGCGCUCCCUCUACAUCUCCACGUUUAACCUUGAGGAGAGACCGAGAGAGACGGACGAUGCGGCGGAGCUGUCCGACGAGGACGAGCUCAGGGAGCAACUGGACAUGCACUCCAUCAUUGUGCCCUGUGUGGACCAGGAGCCCCUCGUCACGGCGGAGCAGGUCAUCGAGGAGAUCGAGGAAAUGAUGCAGGACUCACCCGAUGCGGAGGCAGAGAGGAAUCCCUCCCAGUCGGAUCUGUCCAUGCUCUCUGUGAACAUCCGGCGGAGCAGUCCCGGCUUCGAGGACAGGCUGAGGUCGCUGAGCGCUGCCGAGCUGCUGGAGCGUCUGACAGAGACGGAGGUGAACAUCAGGAGGUUCUCUGAGGAGCUGGUGCAGAAGCUGGCCGUCAGAGACGAGCUAGACUUCGAGAAGGAGGUGAAGAACAGCUUCAUCUCGGCGCUCAUCGACGUGCAGAACCGACAGAAGGAGCACAGGGAGUCGCUGAGGAAGAAGAAGAAGCUGAAGGGCAGAGCCGGAGCAGCUCAGGCUCUGCCGGAGAGAACACCUGGAUCACGCUUCAGCAUGGACGGCCUCUCCUCUGUUAUUCAAAACAGCUUCCGGCAAACAUUUGGCAGUGGCUGCAGCGACAGACAGUAUUUGACCACAGUCAUUCCCUACGAGAAAAAGGGACUACCUCCGUCGAUUGAAGACCUCCAGAUCCUGACCAAGAUUCUGCAAGCUAUGAGAGAUGACAGCGACAAGGUGCCUGGUCUCUUGACGGACUACAUCCUCAAUGGUGAGUGUUUCUGUCCUCUGUUUCCACCCUGUGACCAUUAAUGACCAGCUGUGUUUUAUCUCAGAUCUCCAGUUGUAGAGCAAAGUACAAUUUCUUAGUUCCACAGUUUAUUUUGCUUCACAUUUAGUUUUUAUUUAACUAUAUAACACAGUCUUUACUUUUCAUUAAGUUAGUAGUUACUUUUAGGAUCACACCAGGUAAAUUUCCAGAGCCUACUAAUAAAAACAUACCCAGUAAGUUCUGAUUAUUAAAUACCCUAAUUUCAUGAAUGUUUCAGACGAAGUUCCUGAAAAGUUCCUGAAAGUUACCAGCAAGUUCUAUUAUUCUUGUGGAAAGUAACAUCUAGGCUCCAGGAGAGAAACAUGUGCACCAUUUUUAGGGUUAAAUUUGAUCCACCGGUCAUAGUUAAAAUAUAGCUGCAGUGCCUUUCAAAAUGAAUGGAAACAAAAAUAUGGUUUUCAAGAUGUUUUAGCACCUCAGUCUGAAGAGUCUGUUUUUCUUUCUGAGUUGAACCAUUACCUUGGUUGAACCAUAUUUUGACUGCAAUUACAACUUUAACACUUUCAAGGCAUCUCGCUACCAGUUUUCACAUUUAGAAGCUGAUGUGAAGUCAGUCUGGUCAUAAAAGCUCAAGUUCAGCCAUGUUGGACAAAGAGCAUCUGCAAAUCGUGCCAUAAUUCUCAGAUAUAUAACUAAACCUUCCCAUCCUGUGACAUCAGUUUAGAUGUUGGUCAAUGUCUGUGGGGUUUUCAUUUGUGCUGUAGUUUUAUGGAUGAUUGACUGAACAGAGCCACAUCAAAUUCUCCACAGCUUUCUUCCUGACCUGUUUGCGGUUUCCCCUGCACUUCGUCUUGCUGUUUGUUCACUAAUGUUCUUUAAUCAACCUCUGAUAGUUUUCCAGUAUAACUGUUUGUUUUACAAGAUUAAACUACACAGUUUUCUUUGACUUGGUCUCACAUAUAAUCCUAUUAAGAUAAAGUUCAGUUAGUGGCUGAAAUGUGUAAAAAAGAUAGUUUUGCAAACACAUCAGGAAGACACUGUAUGCAUCCUUGAAAAGACUUUUCCAUGUUUCCAUGCUGCAGUUAUAUGACUCUGAUAUUGAGAAGUUAAAACACUCAGAGUUACAGUAAAUAAUCACAGUGUGUAUCUCAGAGGAGUGGGAAAUCACACAGCGUGUCUGUGUGUGUGUGUGUGUGCGUGCGUGUGUGUGUGUGUGUGAGUCCUUUAUCCCAUCUCCUUUUGUUAGUUGUUCUGUUGACACUGCUUGUUCCAACAAGCCCAACUCGUUCCCGUGGUCCGCUCCUGCUUCUGUCACUCUGUAUUUAUGCUUGGAUGUUUCUUACGAAUCUGCUUUUGCAGUCGGCUUUUCUGCUUUUUCCAUUUCCUGUAAGCUUCAUGUUUUUCGCCUGUAUUUAUUGCCUGUCUUUGUCCUACAUGUCCUCCAUUUCUCCUCUUUUUGCUUGUUAGUCUUUGAUUUUGAUGGAAAUAGUUAUGAGUCAAAAUGAAUCUGUGUGGUCCAGUCUUAGUAAGAACAACUAGAAAUGGACAGGAAAAGAUAUGGAAACGUGAAAUAAUCUGAGUUUGUGUCUUCUGUCUCUUCUCUUCGAUCUUUUCAUUGCUGUUUUUUUUGUCUUUCUCCACUUCUCACGUUCUCUUCACAAUCUUACGCUGCUUUACUCUCUAGCUCUGGUCUGAGCUUUGGACAGCGAGGUUUGUGGCAUAUUCCUGUGUGACAUUGUUGUUGUUCCAUACGUCACAAUGCAAGAGCGCCCCCUGCCAACCAAACGGUGUAGUUCAGUCAGACCUCAAAGAUGUCCCUC
Poecilia latipinna (sailfin molly) is the source of this 3446-nucleotide messenger RNA. RefSeq names its product fasciculation and elongation protein zeta-2-like. The transcript is spliced from 8 exons. The record is from RefSeq and is a predicted model, not a curated record. NCBI's taxonomy places the organism in Eukaryota, Metazoa, Chordata, Actinopteri, Cyprinodontiformes, Poeciliidae. Bases 453 to 1667 code for a protein of 404 amino acids. Gene Ontology annotation, cellular component: axon; cytoplasm.